This is a messenger RNA of Telopea speciosissima, 330 nucleotides long. Its product is annotated as secreted RxLR effector protein 161-like. The record is from RefSeq and is a predicted model, not a curated record. NCBI's taxonomy places the organism in Eukaryota, Viridiplantae, Streptophyta, Magnoliopsida, Proteales, Proteaceae. Bases 1 to 330 code for a protein of 109 amino acids. The transcript has a single exon.
AUGACUCAACCUGAUAUCAGUUAUGCAGUUGGCUUGGUAAGUCAUUUCAUACAGAAGCCCAAGAAGCCUCAUCUAGAAGCAACUCGCUGUAUUUUACGAUAUGUGAAGGGAAUUGCUGAUUUUGGUCUCCUAUACAGAAAAGGAGAAGCAAGUGAGCUAUUUGGUUAUUGUGAUGCUGAUUAUGCAGGUGACUCAAGCACGAGAAGGUCAACGACUGGAUAUACAUUUAGUCUUGGAUCAGGACCAGUCUCUUGGUGUAGCAAGCAACAACCGACAAUAUCUUUAUCAACCACAGAGGCUGAGUACAGAUCAGGAGCAAUGGCAGCAUAG